Molecule: messenger RNA, 914 nt
Organism: Abrus precatorius (Indian licorice)
Lineage: Eukaryota; Viridiplantae; Streptophyta; Magnoliopsida; Fabales; Fabaceae
Product: growth-regulating factor 5-like
Exons: 3
Coding region: 2-820 (272 amino acids)
Biological process (GO): DNA-templated transcription; developmental process
Cellular component (GO): nucleus
Source: RefSeq, a predicted model, not a curated record
GAUGGGUAGGGCUAGGACAACAACUCACCAUACCAUAUUUGUGAGUUAUUGUUCCUUCUAUGGGAAGAAGGUGGACCCAGAGCCAGGACGGUGCAGGAGGACUGAUGGGAAAAAGUGGAGGUGUUCCAAGGAAGCCUACCCAGACUCCAAGUACUGCGAACGACACAUGCACCGUGGCCGCAACCGUUCAAGAAAGCCUGUGGAAUCACAAACUAUGACGCCGUCAUCAUCCUCUGUGACAUCAUUGACUGUAACUACUGGAAGCAGCAGCAGUCCAACUGGAAAUUUCCAGAACCUUACCACCCCAAAUGCCUAUGGUAAUCCCCAAUGUAGUGCUGGUUCUGGAACAGAUCAAACCCACUAUCAUUUGGAUUCCAUUCCCUAUGGAAUCCCAAGUAAAGAAUAUAGGUAUUUUCAAGGACCUAAAUCUGAGGAUGGUGAUCAUAGCUUCUUGUCCAAAACUUUAGGAAGCAACAAGGUUCUCCAGAUGCAGUCACAGCUGGACAACACUUCGAUGCCAACAGGAGUUGCCUCAUUCUCUGCAUUGAGAUCAAACAGUAAUUCCAUGUUGCAGGGUGAUUAUCUCCAGCCAUCUUUUUUAUCUAGUGAUUAUGCCUCUGGAGAAACUGUGAAGCAUGAGGGUCAGGCCCUUAGACCCUUCUUUGAUGAAUGGCCUAAAAGCAGGGAAUCAUGGUCUGGUCUGGAAGAUGAAAGAUCCAACCAAAUAGCUUUCUCCACAACUCAACUCUCAAUAUCCAUUCCCAUGUCAUCAUCAAACUUCACUACAACCAGUUCUCAAUCCCCUCAUGGCGAGAUUUAAAUUGGGUCAAGUUGAAGCAAGCAUGUACCCACCAACCACCUCAAUCCUGUAAUUAUAUUGUUGCAGAUAACUAAAAACUUUCAUUAGGAUUUUU